CCUGGGGACUCUGCCGCUCCUGAGCCGCCGCCUUCCUCUCCUUCUGCGGCGGCAACACCCUCACGGGGCUCCUCCGCAGCGCCCUCACCCCUCGCCGCCCCACCUCCGCUGCCACCGGGCCGGGCCGCAGCAGGGACCGGCCCAGCCUCCUCAGCGCCGCCAUCUUGCGGCGUCACCACCCCGGCGACGUGAGAGGCGGGGAGGGGGAUGCGUCGCGCGGGAGGGUGACGUCACGGCUGAGCCAUGGCGGCCCGGCGGGCGCUGCACUUCGUCUUCAAAGUGGGCGACCGCGGGAGCACCGCGCGCUUCUACCGCGAGCUGCUGGGCAUGAGGGUGCUGAGGCACGAGGAGUUCGAGGAGGGCUGCAAAGCCAGCUGCAACGGCCCUUAUGAUGGCAAAUGGAGCAAAACGAUGGUGGGCUACGGGCCAGAAGACAACCACUUUGUUGCAGAAUUGACUUACAAUUAUGGUAUUGGAGAAUAUUGUCUGGGCAAUGACUUUCUGGGCAUAACACUUGUGUCCAGCCGGGCCGUUAGCAAUGCUAAGAAGAUGGGGUGGCCUCUCAAAGAAGUCACUACUGGUGUUUUUGAAACUGAAGCCCCGGGAGGAUACAAGUUCUACUUGGAAGACAAGGAACAAGUCAAGCAAGAUCCUGUGCUAAAGGUAACCUUGGGUGUCUCCGAUCUGCAGAAGUCUGUUAACUACUGGUCUAAUUUGCUCGGGAUGAAAAUAUAUGAGGAGGAUGAGAAGAAACAAUGGGCAUUGCUAGGCUACGCAGAUGACCAGUGCAAGCUGGAGUUGAAGGCUGUUGGAGGAGCGGUGGAUCACGGGACAGCGUUUGGGCGCAUCGCCUUCUCCUGCGCAAAGGAUGAGUUGCCAAAGAUUGAAGCACUGAUGAAAAAGGAGAAUCAGAAGAUCUUAACGCCUCUGGUUAGCUUGGACACACCUGGCAAAGCCACAGUGCAAGUGAUUAUUUUGGCUGAUCCUGAUGGCCAUGAAAUCUGUUUCGUGGGAGAUGAAGCAUUCCGAGAUCUGUCCAAGGUGGACCCUAAUGGUGACAAAUUGUUAGAUGAUGCCAUGGCGGCGGACGACAGUGACAAAUGGUUUGCUGAGAAAAAAAGGAAGAAGGCUUCUGCUUAGCUGGGGAAAAGGGACUGGACUGUUCGUUCGUGCCUUGGUUUUUAUCCGAGCGAAACGCCAAUCAUGUAACGUGUUACAUUUUCCCUCCCAGCAAGAGGGUGCCGUAACGUCCCAUGCAGUCAGUUUCUUUGAUUUAAGCUUGUGUCUCUUCCUGCAACUCUCUGAUUUUCAAACUAAUGGCAUAUUCUCCGUCCAAAAAAAAAUUAAUAAUAUGUCUCAGCCUGCAAAAAGGAGCAGGCUGAGCACGUGGCUUCAAAACCAGGCCGUCAGUUAAGAGGAAAAACUCACAUUUCUCUGUUGUUAUACUUGAAGUUGCUGGGUUUAUUAGAGUAUCUAAUGAAGUGACUUCAGCCAUCCUGGAUUUGCAGCUUAGAGAAGAGAUUUUCAGGUGGCAGUGGCUGUGAGUCUCGCAGGCAAAGUGUCAGAGUUGAGCUGUUGUAGUGAAUGCCUCUUUACUGGGAACAGAAAAAUUGCCUUGCUAAAGCACGUGAAUAUCCUGCUCUGGAGCAAACCCUGUUUUCAUUCCAAGGUGUUUCCUCUGCUUUUGAGGCGAAAUGUUUGUUUGAGAAGCCUGUGGUGUGCUUCUCAGUGGGGGCACAUCAUUGAUGUGGUGGUUUCCACCCUGUACCAAGCUCCCGUGUACCUGUCUCCUUCCACAUUCCAGGUGGGAUCGGAGCUGUGCGUCAGGGCGUGUAGCAGCGCCGCGCUGUCCCUGAGGUGCCGGGAGGAGGCUUGAAAUAAGUGUAUUGUGGGUUUGCAGUUAGCUUUUGAUGAGAAAUUGCCUUUGUUAGUAACAGUUCAAGGGUUUAUUCUGUCGGAAGGGUUUAUUCUGCCUUCGUUAGUGGAAUAAGGGCUGGGAGUGCAGGGAGUCAUCGCCAGCGUUGUCCACGCCAGGCACGCUGCCCGCUGUGUAAUCGUUACUGAUGAAAACCUUAAAUAAGUCACGGAGAAAAGCAGGCAAAAUCAGCAGCGUUAGCAGUUGCCGGGGCACGCCAGCACUUGUUCUGAAUAUUCCGAGUUCAAACAGGAAAAGUUCCUCUCUGUGAUUUUUGUUGCUUGAGUUUCUUGAUUCCAGUUGGAUGAUGAUUUUCCGUCGCGUACUGAUCAAAUUAAAAAUGUCAUGUGUCAGUUACACCCCUAAAACCGGCGCUGCCGCUCGCUGGUGUCGCCCUUAAACCAAUAAAAGCGAUUCAGGUGGACA
Calidris pugnax (ruff) is the source of this 2341-nucleotide messenger RNA. It is a transcript of the gene GLOD4, whose product is annotated as glyoxalase domain containing 4. The coding region runs from base 244 to 1140 and encodes 298 amino acids. The record is from RefSeq and is a predicted model, not a curated record. The transcript has 9 exons. NCBI's taxonomy places the organism in Eukaryota, Metazoa, Chordata, Aves, Charadriiformes, Scolopacidae.